Messenger RNA from Phyllotreta striolata, 1521 nucleotides. The record is from the annotation of a GenBank genome assembly. Lineage: Eukaryota; Metazoa; Arthropoda; Insecta; Coleoptera; Chrysomelidae.
ACGAACAACAUGGCAUUUUCCAUGCGUUUUACGAUACUAGUUUUAACUAUUUGCUCACUAUCAGAGCAGACUCCGAAAAAACACAAUGGUCAUUUUCCGAAACAUUUUUUAUUGGGAGCAGGAACGUCAGCAUAUCAAGUAGAAGGGGCAUGGAACUUGGAUGGAAAAGGCCCCAGUAUUUGGGAUGAAUUCGCCCAUAAGCACCCGGAACGUAUAAUAGACCACUCAAAUGCCGAUGUGACGAUCGACACUUAUCACAGAUACAAAGAAGAUAUAGCUUUAGCUUCAUCUUUAGGCAUAAAAUUAUUCAGAUUCUCUUUUUCUUGGCCCAGGAUUUUCCCCAACGGUUACAACACCACCAUCAACCCACAUGGUGUCAAAUUUUACAAAAACUUUAUUAGAGAAAUACUGAAGUAUGAUAUGAUCCCUGUAGGGACUAUCUAUCAUUGGGAUCUACCGUUGCAAUUGUACAAUGAUGGCAUCGAUUGGAACCACCCCGGAAUUGUUAAUCACAUUGUUGAUUACGCCAGAUAUGUUAUCAAAACUUUUCCCGAAGUCGGCAUAUGGGUUUCUAUUAACGAACCUCACACGUUGUGUCAUUUAGGAUAUAGCAUAGGAGUACUAGCUCCUGGUAUAAAAGGGGAUGGAAAACAGGAAUACAUGUGUGCCUACUUAACUCUCAAAUCAAUCGGCGCAAUUUACCGCAUGUAUAAGAAAGAAUUUCCUCAUUACAAAGCAAAAAUGGCGCCAGCAUUAGAUUGCCAAUGGAUCGAACCCAAGUCUAAUUCUAAGGAAGAUGAAGAGGCAGCUAAUAGACAAAGAGAAUUCAAAUGUGGAAUGUACUAUCAUCCUAUAUUCAUUGGCGAUUGGCCUCCCAUAGUCAAAGAGAGGAUUGAAAGCAGACGUUUAAAGGCACAUAUAAAGGAACCUCGUUUGCCAAAAUUCACGCCGGAGGAAAUCGAAUACAUAAAAGGCAGUGCCGAUUUCAUUGGACUUAACCAUUACUACACGGCUUUGGCGGAAGAUUUAAAAGAAAGCGACCCGAAUGUAAUGAGUUAUGGAAACGAUGUCGGGACUGUAAAUUCAUUCAAACCGUCUUGGAUUGUAGAAAAUAAUGGACUGUUCUCGAUCGUGCCCGAUGGAGUUCGAAAAGUGUUGAACUGGAUAAAGAAAAAUUACGGAGAUCACGAGAUAUUAAUAACUGAACUCGGCGUGACUGAAGAUGGUAGUUCACUAAACGAUAACAUUAGAAUCGAUUUCUUCACUGACUACAUAUGCAAUAUAUUAUCUGCAGUAUACGAAGACGAGGUUAAUGUGACAGGAGUAAUAGCUUGGAGCCUUAUGGACAGUUUCGAAUGGUCUAAUGGUUACAAAAGCCAUUUUGGAUUCUACAACAUCAACAUAACAGAUCCUAAUAAAACAAGAAAACCCAAGAAAUCUGCGAAAUUUUUUAGAGAUUUGUCGCAAACCAGGAAACUAACUUGUGACAAACCGAAUCGCGACUGGCCAGGACCAUUCUAA